Molecule: messenger RNA, 1803 nt
Organism: Helianthus annuus (common sunflower)
Lineage: Eukaryota; Viridiplantae; Streptophyta; Magnoliopsida; Asterales; Asteraceae
Product: polygalacturonate 4-alpha-galacturonosyltransferase
Exons: 4
Coding region: 210-1559 (449 amino acids)
Molecular function (GO): polygalacturonate 4-alpha-galacturonosyltransferase activity
Source: RefSeq, a predicted model, not a curated record
UACCAUUGUAGAAACUGAGAGAUAAAAGACGCGAAAAUCGAGCGGCUGAUUUAGUGAAAAACGACAACAAUGUCAUCAUAAAGCUUGAAAAUGCGGCCAUCGAGCGGUCAAAGUCGGUUGACUCUGCUGUUCUUGGGAAGUACAGUAUUUGGAGAAAAGAGAACGAUAACGAGAACAUUGACACAACUAUACGAUUGGUCCGGGAUCAAAUGAUUAUGGCUAGGGUUUAUAUGAGCAUCGCAACAAUGAAAAACAAGACACAAUUAGCACAUGAACUGCAAAGUCAACUUAAAGAAAGUCAACGUGCUUUAGGAGAUGCUACUGCUGAUGCUGAUCUUAAUCACAGUGUUGCGGAGAAAAUCAAAGCUAUGGGUCAACUACUGUCUAAAGCUAAAGAACAGCUAUAUGAUUGUAAGUUAGUCACAGGGAAGUUGAGAGCUAUGCUACAGUCAGCAGAUGAACAAGUUCGUAGCUUGAAGAAACAGAGCAUGUUUUUGAGUCAAAUCGCUGCCAAAACAAUCCCAAACGGUAUUCAUUGCUUAUCCAUGCGCCUAACAAUCGAUUAUUAUCUUCUUCCGUUGGAGAAACGCGUAUUCCCAAGGAGGGAGAAUCUUGAGAAUCCAGAUCUCUAUCAUUAUGCUCUGUUCUCUGAUAAUGUCUUGGCUGCAUCGGUGGUUGUGAAUUCGACUAUCAAGAAUGCUAAGGAACCAGAGAAACAUGUUUUUCAUCUCGUCUCCGAUAAAUUAAAUUUCGGAGCAAUGAACAUGUGGUUUUUACUUAAUCCACCUGGCAAAGCUACAAUCCACGUGGAAAACGUCGACGAAUUCAAAUGGCUAAACUCAUCCUACUGUCCGGUUCUUCGACAACUCGAAUCCGCCGCAAUGAAAGAAUACUAUUUCAAAUCAGAUCAUCAAACAACCGGUUCAUCAAAUUUAAAAUACCGAAACCCGAAGUAUCUUUCAAUGUUGAAUCACCUUCGGUUUUAUCUCCCUCAAGUUUAUCCCAAAUUGAACAAAAUUCUUUUUCUGGAUGAUGAUAUUGUGGUUCAAAAAGACUUAACGGGGUUAUGGAAGGUCGAUCUGAACGGGAAAGUGAACGGUGCGGUUGAAACGUGUGGAGAAAGCUUUCACCGUUUUGAUAAGUAUUUGAAUUUCUCGAAUCCUCAUAUUGCGAGAAAUUUUGACCCGAAUGCGUGUGGAUGGGCUUAUGGGAUGAAUAUGUUUGAUCUUGAUGUGUGGAAGAAGAAGGAUAUAACUGGUAUUUACCACAAAUGGCAAAAUAUGAAUGAAGAUCGGGUUUUAUGGAAGCUCGGGACGUUGCCACCUGGACUAAUGACAUUUUACGGGCUAACACAUCCACUCGACAAGUCAUGGCAUGUACUCGGUCUCGGGUACAACCCGAGCAUUGAUAAAAAGGAUAUCGAGAAAGCAGCUGUGAUUCACUAUAACGGAAACAUGAAACCGUGGCUAGAGUUGGCAAUGACAAAGUACCGUUCAUAUUGGGUCAAAUACAUAAAGUUUGACCACCCAUAUGUUCGGGGUUGCAAACUAGGCGAAUGAGAAGAUUUUUAUUAUCGAAAAGUCAUUCCAUUCUAUUCUUUGUUAUAGUUCAUAUUGGUGUUAUAGUUCCCGUGUAUUUGUGUAUGCAACUUGCUUGGAAUAGGUGUCGAAGAUAAUAGUUUGGAUGUAUCUUGUGUUGGUUUCGUUACUUUCGUAGGAGGAAGGUUUAAUUGUAAAGGACUUGGAUGUGUAUAUCUACCUUCGUUCUUCUGAAAGAAUCACGUGUUCUUUUUGUUUGUGUUCA